Molecule: messenger RNA, 1101 nt
Organism: Blastocystis hominis
Lineage: Eukaryota; Bigyra; Opalinata; Blastocystidae
Exons: 2
Coding region: 835-1101 (88 amino acids)
Source: RefSeq, a predicted model, not a curated record
AAAUAGAGAUAUAUUCAUAUUCCACUGUUUCUAGGUUUUUGGAUAGUUGGUGUGCAGUUUUUGUCGUUUUGAUGCACUCUGAACCUAUCAGAGUUUGUUAUAUUGCCAGAGAAUACUAUCCCUUAUUCUAAUCCAUAUAGUAUCCCCCACCUGCCAAAUAAUGCAGAAUAUCUCCUAUUUAAAGGAAGGAUCGAAUUGUACACUUCAAUAGGGAUACAAAGUGAUUCACAAUUAUACAUAAUACUUGCUGUUUGAGUUGGUUGAUGAAAGUGAAAUGCUUUGGUUCCCAACUCAUUAGGAUGAAUAGAAUUACUCACUAAUAGUGAUAUCAGUAUUGUUGAUGAUAAAGCUGAAAUCCAUAAGAAUGGACUCUAUGGGAAUGAGUAGUUGUCCAAUAUCAAGCUGUGAGACAUAUCUGGCUGAUUAUUUGUUGGAGGCAACAAUCAAACUAUUACUUUUCAGAUAUAUAUGUAUGUAUAUAGAAGAUAGACAUUGAUAUCUAUCUAUCUAUCUUCUUGAAUACCUUACUGAAGUUGUGCUAGUUGAAUGUAAUUGACGAAGAGAGCGUGAAUAUGAUUCCAAUCAAAGUCGCCCUCUAACCCCUGGCAACGAGUGUUUCUUGUUGCUCACAGGGGCAACUUGUAUCUCUGUUCUUCAUAUGAAUAAGGUCGAAAAAUAGGCUUAUUCACAUCGCACCAUUUAUCACCUCGCGUCCCAUCCCUUGUUAAAUAGAGAUUACCCAUGCAUUACUCCAUGCUCAUACAAGGUUCACCUAGUAAUGGUUCAUUCGAAUGAAUCAACCCUUCCAAGUUUAAGGAUCCUUACAUCACGUCCAUGACUGUGCUAUUCAAACCCAAUCAAGUAAAAUUCAGUAAUAUGGACACGAUCAAUAUGGUGACGAACUCCACUUUCACUCGUUUCAACCCAGUCACCACAUAUUUGCCAUGUGUCGAGUUUGCCAAUAACUUGUAUAGGUUCUUCUCCACAGUAGUGAUGAAUUUGGCUCUUUUCUCAUUCAACAGGUUCACAUAUUCGAAUAUGAAUGGAGCUUGUUUGAAGGGUGUUUAUGUCAAACCCUAUGAACGAAAUCAACCAAAGUAA